Mugil cephalus (flathead mullet) is the source of this 1999-nucleotide messenger RNA. Its product is annotated as mucin-13-like. The transcript is spliced from 12 exons. The record is from RefSeq and is a predicted model, not a curated record. The coding region runs from base 119 to 1315 and encodes 398 amino acids. Gene Ontology annotation, biological process: cell-cell junction assembly. Lineage: Eukaryota; Metazoa; Chordata; Actinopteri; Mugiliformes; Mugilidae.
UCUAAAAGGGGUGGCUAAAAAUUAAAACCACCGUCCAAGACACUUGAACUCUCAUCCUUAAAGGUUGUGCAGCACUGAAGCUUCAUACACUAGAGUUUUGUGCCUCCCUUUACUGAAGAUGACUCAAAACAUAAGAUUUUGCUCUGUCCUUUGGAUAAUUGUUGCAAUUAUUGCUGCACAUACAGCAGCGAUGGACACUAAUACAACUACAGCUAAUACAACGACUCCUAGUGCUACAGAGGCUCCUGCUAAUACAACGACCCCUGUAAAUACAACGACCUCUAGUACUACAGGGGCACCUGGUAAUACAACGACUCCUGUAAAUACAACAACUCCAGCUACUACAGCAGUUCCAGGUACUACUACAGCAGUUCCAGAUCCCUGUGCUUCAAACCCUUGUGGCAAAGGAAGCACGUGUGAGGCUCGAGCCAAUAAGGGCUUUGUAUGUUUGUGUCUGGCUGGUGAUAACUACAACAACAAAACACAUCGUUGUGACCCUGCCAAAGUUUUCCCUGGACAAAUACAACCGCCUGACAUACCAUAUGAAAACAGCAUGUCAGACAAGGCAUCACCAGCGUUCAAAAGGACUGCAGACCUUAUUACCCAAGAGCUGGACAAGAGUUUGGGAUCUGAUCCUACUUACGUUCGAUCUAUAGUGCUGGAACUGAGGCCAGCUGUCAACAGGCUAUUAAGGAUGUCGCCUGGUAUUGAUGCGACUAUAGAGAUCAUCUACUCACCAGAAUCCAACAUCACAGCAUCAGAUGUUGUAGCAGAGGUGAAGAAGGCCACUGAAUGCACCAACUGUUCACUGGCAGGUGGAACUUUUACUGAGGAGGACCUGUGUAAGAGGAACGCAUGUGAUGAAGUCACCGCAAGUUGCUUUUCAGGAGAUGGAACUUUCACCUGCACCUGUAAGAACGAGUACGUUCCAAAUGACUUCAGCACCAGAGCCUGUCGUGCUUGUCCCUCUGGACAAAAAGCAGAGAAUUCUAAGUGUGUCAGUUGUCCAUUUGGUUAUUCUGGUCUUAACUGUAAUGAAAGUACUGUUUUGAUUCUGGUGAUUGUCGGCUCUGUGCUCGGUGGACUGCUGCUCAUAUCCUUCAUCCUCCUGAUAGCAGUGUUAUCAAAGAAAAGUUCUCAGAAGAACAAACAGGCAGUCACCGGCACUCCACCUGCAACUUUUGCUAAUGCCAGGAUGGACAGGAACUUGAGCCUAGAUGACCAGGAAUAUGAAAUCAUGCCAUAUGCCCAGAGCCAACUCCAGAAUAACCCGUAUGGCCGGAGCCAAGGCCACACCAACCAUUACUACAAUUAAGAUGAUGGAAGACAGGUUAGUUGAUGCAGAAUCACAGAGGUUGACAUUUACCAAGAACCAAUACCUACUAAAUUUUGUUGCUGUGAUUUUUCUGUCUCUAUUUACUCCACAAAUACCAUGUGUUUAUAGUAAAAGCUGUAUGACAGUUGUGUAUAUCUGCAGUGUAGCCUUUCACCACUCUGACUUGUACAUAUUUUGAGUUAUAUUCUGAUCCAUUUCAAGUUGCCAUAAAUCAAUCCUGUCUGUCACUGACUACAUAAAAUGUACAUAAAAGUUUGCCAUAUGUUUUCCAGAUUUUAUCUUGCUUCUAGUGAAUCAAUAUAUUAUUUAUUUAAGUUGUUUAUUCAGACAGAAACUCUGAAAGGAAGAGCUAUUUAAUGUUUUGUUAUUUAGUUUUCUUGUGUAUGAAUGGAUUUUUUUGGAUAUAAAAUGUUGUGGUUCAUGAAAAUCUCUGUUUAAUGUGUGUUUAACGCAGGCUUUGUAAAUGAGACGAGGUUGUUCAGAUGGAAUUUGAAAUCAUCUAUGUUUUAAAUGUUUACUACACUGAAAUGUUUGUUAUUUUUUCAUAUAACUGGGAUUAUAACAAUGCCAGUUUUGUGUUGGUUUUUCCCUUAUAAUAGUGCUUUGUUCAUUUUGACUUUGUCUUGUCUGAGAUCAUGUUUUGAAAUAAAGGAUUUUAAACUA